ACGACAACCACCACCACCACCACCACCAACACCACAACCACAACCACCAUCACGACGGCUCCAUGCAGGCCCUCACCAUCACACGUAAAUACCACCUCUCCACGACUUCCGCCUACGACCAAUCGUCUAGCCACCGCCACGGCGGACGCGACCCUGACCCUACCAGCCGGUCAUCCCACAGCAGGUGCAGGAGCUCGCCUUGCAUACUGGGCCUAAGAAAGGAACGCGCAGGCGCCGACCCGUUGAUUGAGAACAGCGCCCCCGAUCCCAUCGCGCGCGUCGCCCAGGCGGCCGUCGCCUGCGCACGGAGAACCACGUAACGCGGCCAUGGCGAGCAAGGGCGCGUCGAGAUGGGCCGACACAGAGGAGGACGCGGAGCUCGACAACAGGCUUAAGCUCGAGAAGGAAGAGAAGCGACGCAAAAAGGCGGCCAAGGCUCGCCAGCUGGACGAACAGAAGUGUGCCGCCGCCGCCGCUGCCGCCACUACCACCCCCCGAAUCCCCGACGACAGCAGCGACAGACCGUCCAAGAGACGACGGCUCACGCCCGAGCCGGGCGCAUCAGCCAACGGCGGCGGCGGCGACGACGGCGAUAACGACGGCACGCCCGCGACGACGACGAAAGCGCCGCUGCUACGGUUCGAGGCCGGCGGCUGGGGCAGGAGCCGGAGCGUCGACAACUACGAGAAGCUCAACGACAUCGAAGAGGGCACGUACGGGUGGGUGGCGCGGGCGACGGACCGGGCGACGGGCAAGGUGGUGGCGCUCAAGCGCCUCAAGACGGAGCCGCAGGACCGCAACGGCGUGCCCGUCACGGGCCUGCGCGAGAUGCAGAUCCUCAGGGACUGCAGCCAUCGCAACGUGGUCGGCCUCGAGGAGGUGGUUGUGGGCGACGACCUGUCGAAACUGGAUAGCUCCAUCUUCCUCGUCCUCGAGUUCGUCGAGCACGACCUCAAGGGCAUCCUCGAGGACAUGCCCGAGCCCUUCCUCGCGUCCGAGAUCAAGUCGCUCCUCCAGCAGCUCGCCUCGGGCGUCGCCUACCUGCACGACAGCUGGAUCCUGCACCGCGACCUCAAGACGUCCAACCUGCUGCUCAACAACCGCGGGCGCCUCAAGAUUGCCGACUUCGGCAUGGCCCGCUACGUCGGCGACCCGCCCCCCGUCCGCCUCACCCAGCUCGUCGUCACCCUCUGGUACCGCGCCCCCGAGCUGCUCCUCGGCGCCCGCGACUACGGCCCCGCCGUCGACAUGUGGAGCGUCGGCUGCGUCUUCGGCGAGCUCCUCCGCCGCGAGCCCCUCCUCCAGGGCGCCAACGAGGUCAGCCAGGCCCUCAAGAUCUUUGAGCUCUGCGGGCCCCCCUCGGACGACCGCUGGCCCGGCUACCGCAAGCUGCCCAACGCGCGCAGCCUCCGCCUGCCGCCGCCGUCGUCGUCAUCACCGCACGCCCAGUCCUCCCGCCCGGGCUUCCUCCGCGCCCGCUUCCCCACCCUGACGGCCGCCGGCGUCGCCCUCCUCGAGGCGCUGCUCUCCCUCGAUCCGGCCCGCCGCCCCUCCGCCAGGGACGUGCUGCGGCACGAGUACUUCUCCCAGGACCCCAAGCCCAAGCCCGAGGGCCUGUUCCCCACGUUCCCCAGCAAGGCCGGCCAGGAGCGCAGGAGGCGCCCGGAACCGCACGCGCCCGCGAGGGGCCAGGCCGCGGCCGCCCUCGGCGAUGUCGACCUGCGCGGCAUCUUCCAGGGCAGGGACGACGAGGAACGGGGCGCGGGCUUCUCACUGCGCUUGGUGUGAAGAUGCCGGUCGGUGCGCACCAUCCAUGAGCGAAUUGCGUCCCAGACCCGGCGGCAACACAUGGGUUCUUCUUGUUUGACGAGCACGGCCUUGGCGAGCUGGAAGCAGCCCCAAAUAGCACACACCAACUCUCACGCAUAGGGGUGAACAAGGCCACUGCACAUACAUCAUUAAAAACGGCUUUGUACUACGUACUCGUAAAUCUCCCCCAUGUCCACGCCAAUACAAUCAUCGCCAAUUUCAAGUCAGGCAACAGGGGCCAUGUCCAAUAUGUUCCUUUGCGGUGCAACCAAUGAAUGCUAUGGCCAAAAAAAUAAAAUAAAAAUAAGACCCCAGUAAGAUGACCAGCCGUACGCGAUAACAACGCCCCAAG
Messenger RNA from Purpureocillium takamizusanense, 2161 nucleotides. Its product is annotated as Cyclin-dependent kinase. Gene Ontology annotation, biological process: regulation of mitotic cell cycle; protein phosphorylation. NCBI's taxonomy places the organism in Eukaryota, Fungi, Ascomycota, Sordariomycetes, Hypocreales, Ophiocordycipitaceae. The record is from RefSeq and is a predicted model, not a curated record. The transcript has 2 exons. Gene Ontology annotation, molecular function: cyclin-dependent protein serine/threonine kinase activity; ATP binding. Gene Ontology annotation, cellular component: nucleus. The coding region runs from base 328 to 1788 and encodes 486 amino acids.